Messenger RNA from Propithecus coquereli (Coquerel's sifaka), 2102 nucleotides. RefSeq names its product abhydrolase domain containing 8 (gene ABHD8). The record is from RefSeq and is a predicted model, not a curated record. Lineage: Eukaryota; Metazoa; Chordata; Mammalia; Primates; Indriidae. Gene Ontology annotation, molecular function: catalytic activity.
GUGCCCGCCUGUCGGCUUGCGGCCCCGCCCCCUCGGGGAGGGACUUAAAGGGCCGGCUCCUUCCACGGCCGCGGGAUGCCCCUGCACUGACCGUCCGGGGCCCGCGCCCGCCGGCGAAGACGCGCCAGCCCUAACCCCGCGCCACCAUGUAAACGGCACUGGCAGGCGCACGCUGGUUCCUCCGCCCGGGACCCCUCCGCCCCGACCCGGGCCCGCGGCCCUCGAUGAGGACACACCAUGCUAACCGGGGUGACGGACGGUAUCUUCUGCUGCCUGCUGGGCGCGCCCCCCAACGCGGUAGCGCCGCUGGAGAGUGUCAAGUCCAGUGAUGGCUACACCUUUGUGGAGGUCAAACCUGGUCGCGUGCUGCAGGUGAAGCACGCUGGACCCGCCCCAGCCCCCACCCCACCUCCGCCAUCGCCACAAGAUGCUGCCCAGGGGGACAGGUCUGGCUUGGUCCACGGCCAGUCCCGGAUCACUGUGUACCGCAACGGGCGGUUACUGGUGGAGAACCUUGGCCGGGCACCCCGAGCUGACCUCCUGCACGGGCAGAACGGCUCCGGAGAGCCGCCGGCCGCCCUGGAGGUGGAGCUGGCUGACCCCGUGGGCAGAGAUGGCCUCUGGGGCCCAGGAAGUGCCAGCAGUGGCAAUGGCAGCAGUGGGAGGCGGCGGCGAGCCCGACGCCCCAAGAGGACCAUCCACAUUGACUGUGAGAAGCACAUCACUAGCUGCAAGGGCGCCCAGGCCGACGUGGUGCUCUUUUUCAUCCAUGGUGUCAGCAGCUCCCUGGCCAUCUGGAAGGAGCAGUUGGACUUCUUUGUGCGCCUAGGCUACGAGGUGGUGGCACCUGACCUGGCAGGCCAGGCUGGGGCGCAGGUGGCCGCAGCCUACACCUUCUAUGCACUAGCUGAGGACAUGCGGGCUAUCUUCAAGCGCUACGCCAAGAAGCGGAACGUGCUCAUUGGUCAUUCCUACGGCGUCUCCUUCUGCACAUUCCUGGCACACGAGUACCCAGACCUGGUGCACAAGGUGAUCAUGAUCAAUGGUGGGGGCCCCACGGCGCUGGAGCCAAGCUUCUGCUCAAUCUUCAACAUGCCCACCUGCGUCCUGCACUGCUUGUCACCCUGCCUGGCCUGGAGCUUCCUCAAGGCCGGCUUUGCCCGCCAAGGGGCCAAGGAGAAGCAGCUGCUUAAGGAGGGCAAGGCGUUCAACGUGUCAUCCUUCGUUCUACGGGCCAUGAUGAGUGGCCAGUACUGGCCCGAGGGUGACGAAGUCUACCACGCCGAGCUCACCGUGCCCGUCCUGCUCGUCCACGGCAUGCACGACAAGUUUGUGCCAGUGGAGGAAGACCAGCGCAGGGCAGAGAUCCUGCUCCUGGCCUUCCUGAAGCUUAUAGAUGAAGGCAGCCACAUGGUGAUGCUGGAAUGCCCGGAGACGGUCAACACCUUGCUCCACGAGUUCCUGCUCUGGGAGCCCGAGCCCGAGCCCGAGCCCGAACCCAGGGCUCUGCCGGAGCCCCUGCCCGCGCCUGCAGAGGAGAAGAAGUAGCCGCCAGGCGGCCGGGGCAUCGCUUGGUGAGCAGAGCCACAGGAAGAUGAGGCCGGGAGGGCACCAGGUCUGCAGCGGGGACCACCUGGGCGGGCCGUUCGCUCCGGUGGGCGGGGCCAGGCCGGGGAGACGCCCCCAGGCCGGCUGGGCAGUGUGCGGCACCUCAGGGAGCCGAGUGGACACUCCGCUCUCUGCUUCUGUCCCGCAAGGCCCAUCGGUGUUUCGGGGCCGCAGCCAGGAUCCCCGCAGAUGACCUUGUACAGAAGUCCCUCUUUCCUCCCUCUCCAGCCAAAGGCACGGGCCGAGGCAGGUCCCCCCACCCCGCUCUGUCAUCCGUGUCAGCCAUGCUUCGUCCUGCGACCCCCGAGCCCCGCAGGGACCCUUGGGGCCCGUCCCAUUGCCCCAGACCCUCCCUAUCCCCCAUUCCUAGGCGCUGGGAGCUAUUGUUGCCCACGGGGGGAGGGGCGGGGGGAGGCGGGGAGGGAUGGGAGGGUUGGCGCCACCAAACUUGCACAUCUCAACUUGUAACUCAAUAAAAAGAAGUGACAAUCGGA